Molecule: messenger RNA, 1883 nt
Organism: Zophobas morio
Lineage: Eukaryota; Metazoa; Arthropoda; Insecta; Coleoptera; Tenebrionidae
Product: cytochrome P450 302a1, mitochondrial-like
Exons: 8
Coding region: 281-1810 (509 amino acids)
Molecular function (GO): oxidoreductase activity, acting on paired donors, with incorporation or reduction of molecular oxygen; iron ion binding; monooxygenase activity
Source: RefSeq, a predicted model, not a curated record
CUAAACCACAUUUAAGGGUUGGUUGUAUAGCUACAAGUUUAAUACAGUUUCAGAACAGAGUAUUAUUAAAAUAUGAUGCUCCCUCUUUCAUCUCAUGUAUUGGGACGGUAUUGGUGUUCAUUAUUCUUCAAAACAAGAUGUUUGUCCGCGCUUCGGACGUGACCCCACAACGUACGGGUUACGUGACUACAAAUAUACAUAAAACAUUAAUAUUUGUAGCUUUUAAUUUUUAAAUAUUCCCCAGUUUGCUGUUUGUCUCUAACUGUGUGCGUGGACGAAAAUGUGUUUGUUUAGCAAAAGAAGUGUCCCAACUUUGUUACAAAUAGGCAGAAAAAAGUGCUAUUAUCCACGAAAGUGCCUAAGCAGUAAUCAACAAAAAGUUAGAGCUUUUGAAGAAAUUCCUGGACCCACUUCACUACCUCUCAUUGGAACUUUACAUUUAUAUGCACCGUUUGUAGGACGUUACCACUUUGAUCGAUUGCACCAAAAUGCCCUUAAAAAUUACAAUCUAUAUGGACCAAUUAUUAGGGAAGAAAUCGUACCAGGUGAACACAUUGUGUGGUUGGGUGAUCCAGACGACAUUGCGAAAAUGUUUCACACUGAAGGGGUAUACCCACACCGCAGAAGUCAUCUCACGUUGGAAAAAUACAGGCUGGAUCGACCCCACAUUUACAAUUCUGGUGGACUCUUACCAACUAAUGGCCCAGAAUGGGCAAGAAUGCGAAAAACGUUUCAGAAAGGUUUGUCUUCUCCAGCUGAAGCCAUCUCUUUCAUAGGAGACUCGAAUGAUAUAAUCACAGAAUGGAUGGAUACAAGACUUGCACAGAUUUAUAAAGAUGAUUGUGUAGAUUUUCUUCCUGAAUUGUCAAGGCUGUUUUUAGAAUUAGUUGGUGUGGCCGCAUUUGACAUAAGAUUUAAUAGUUUCACUGAUGAGGAAAUCCAGCCUGAUUCAAAAUCAGCGAAAUUAAUAGAUUCGGCUUUCGUAAGCAACAGUACUAUUUUAAAAACUGACAACGGACCGCAGUUGUGGAGAAAGUUUGAAACUCCGGCGUACAGACGGUUCAAGAAGGCGCAAGAGUUCAUGGAAAGUGUUGCUAUUGACUUGGUGGCUCUUAAAAUGUCGACUUUUAGAGAGAAAACUCAAAACAGUCCAACGUUACUAGAAAGUUAUAUAGCAAAUGAAUCGCUAGAUUUUAAAGAUAUAAUUGGCAUAGUGUGCGACUUUUUAUUAGCAGGAAUGGAUACUACGACAUACACGUCUGGUUUUUUGUUGUAUCAUUUGGCUACAAAUCCCUCAGUUCAAGAAAAACUUUUUGAGGAAGCAAGCCGCCUUCUUCCGAGUCCGUCUGACUCAGUAACUCCAGAAAUAUACAACGACGCAAAAUACGCAAAGUGUGUUGUUAAGGAAUCUUUAAGAUUGCGACCGAUUUCAAUUGGUGUUGGACGAGUAUUAACUUCUGACGUUGUUUUCUCAGGUUACAACGUUCCGGCAGGGACUGUUGUAGUUACUUUAAAUCAAGUUUUAAGUCGUCUGGAAAAAUACUUCCCGGAGCCUAACGCGUUCAAACCUGAAAGAUGGAUAAAGAAUGACCCUUUGUACAAACGUACUCAUCCUUAUCUCGUUAUUCCCUUUGGACAUGGACAGCGCACUUGCAUCGCUAGAAGAUUCGCCGAACAAAAUAUGAUCAUGUUAAUUCUGAGGUUGGCAAGAAAAUAUAAACUCAGUUGGAGUGGUUCCGAAAUUGAUUCCAAGUCGUUGUUGAUCAACAAACCUGAUGGACCAAUCCUAUUGAAAUGGGAGGAAAGAUAGCUGUAGGUAUUAAGCCAUAUACGUAUAGUAUUUUUAUGUAGUUUUCUAUGUUGAAAUAUAUUUUUAGUAAUCA